This is a messenger RNA of Cotesia congregata, 1011 nucleotides long. NCBI's taxonomy places the organism in Eukaryota, Metazoa, Arthropoda, Insecta, Hymenoptera, Braconidae. The record is from the annotation of a GenBank genome assembly.
AUGCAAGACGAUUCAUUUUUAGAAGAAAUGAACUUGGUACUGCCGAAAGACCGUAGGGGAAGAAAUUCUGUUCAUCGUGAAGAAAAAUAUAAUAACGUAACAACACGUCAAUUACAAUCACCAAUCGGUACUCCAACUUUUGAAAGAGAGGAUCUUGAAUCUGUUCUCCGACAGCAAAGACAGUCUACAGUUUCUCCGUCAGUUAUGUUGAAAACAACCAGUAGAAGAUCUAUCGAAACACUCUCGCCGAUUCUGCAUGUUUCAGAUCCACAUUUAAAACGCAAAGAAGAUUUGAAGGAUAAAAUGUCUCCUGGCACUAGAAAACAACCUAAAGACACAAAACACGGGUCGUCAUUGAAGAUAAAGUCUGACAAGAAAUUAAAAAAUGAAGAGAAAUUGAAGCCCGUGGAAAAUAUUGAUCGCUCUGUAGACACAUCAAAAGGAAGUUCGGUAUCGAAAAGUCGCUCAGUGUCCAAAGCAGCGGGAUCUAAAGAAAGCAGCAGAUUGUCCGAUGGAUCCUUCAAAGAAAACAGUAAACCUUCAGACUCUUCUGAAGACAUAAGCACUUCAGACGGUACUAAGGAGUGGCGACGUAUAACUACGGAUAUUAUUAAAAAUAAAGAGUUUUCCGAUGAUUGCGAGUCACUUGCGAUGCUGCUAGCCGUUAAAGAUAUUGUCAGUCAUUAUACCAAGGUCGAAAGCAAUAAAGUUAUGACGGCAAUGCAAGUCGAGAGCUCGAAAAUAAUGAAAAUGAUGCAAGACUUUUACAUCAACUCUCAGGCUAAUAUCAUUCAACAAUUUUUGCUCAUGUCGGAUGACUUGUGUGACAGUCGGCCGAUUAGUGAUAAUUCGCGUAUUCAAUAUCUAACUCAAGAAAAUAAACGGCUUCUUGAUAAUAUUACCCUUUUGAAUAACCGCAUCGAAGAAUUGCAGAAAAUCGCUGAUACUGUUAAUGAUCUUCGUAAAGAAAACAAAAUACUCAAAUCAAAAAUAAAAGAGCUUACCAAGUAA